AUGAACUUAUGCGUGGGCCUCAACAAUCUGCCCAUCUCGUUGGCGCUUGCUGGUCUGUACGGUAUUACAUGGUACCUGGGUGUCGAGCUUACCAUCUCGCUCUUCCUCGUCUUUAACCGGCGGCGGGGACUCUAUUUCUGGUCCUGUGCACUGGUCGCAUGGGGUGCCAUCUUGACCUCCGUGUUUGAGCUCCUCUUGGAAUAUUGCCUCUGGCCGGAUCGCGUACCGGCCUGCACAUUGCUUUUCAUCGCAUGGGCCAUCAUGGUGGUUGCGCAGAUCUGGGUCCUCUACUCGAGACUGCACCUGCUCAUGCCUGGCGCGCCAGUACUCGGAAUCAUUAAGCGCGUGCUCGUAUCUACCUCUGUUAUCCUCCUCCUCCCAGGGCUGGUAAUCGACAUCGCGUCCGAAGCGAGGCCAUCCAACCCCAACUUGACCGACUUCAGCACGACUUGGGGCCGAGUACAACUCGUGGCCUUUGUGAUCCAAGAGACAGCUCUCUGCGUUCUGUACAUGGUCCAGGCACACAAGUAUCUAACCGAGCGCUCCCCCCUCCACGAGCGCACAUGGUCUGCGCCAUCGUCGACCGAGACCGCCGUGUCCACUGUCCAACACGGCGCUCCCGUUCAAACGACAGAGGAAAGGACUGUCCUGCUGCAUCUGACGCUCGCCAACAUCCUCAUUAUUGUUCUCGACAUUGCAUCUAUCGCCGUCAUGUUGGCAAAUAUGUCCUACCUGCAGGCAGCGGUAAACUCUUGCGUGCAUGCGGUCAAGCUAAAGGUGGAGUUUUCAAUCUUGAAUCGUCUCCGGGAUCUCGUUUCCCAAGCUGUAGCUCCAGAAUGGGGAGUCGUUGGCAUGGGCCGGCGUGAGGGUCCGGAUUCGGGAGUGCAGUUGACUCACUCGGCGCCUGGGAGCUAA
Messenger RNA from Aspergillus calidoustus, 915 nucleotides. The record is from the annotation of a GenBank genome assembly. Lineage: Eukaryota; Fungi; Ascomycota; Eurotiomycetes; Eurotiales; Aspergillaceae.